Molecule: messenger RNA, 1731 nt
Organism: Linnemannia hyalina
Lineage: Eukaryota; Fungi; Mortierellomycota; Mortierellomycetes; Mortierellales; Mortierellaceae
Source: the annotation of a GenBank genome assembly
AUGAACAAGGGAUGCUAUCGUCAUACUUUGGAUACUGCUGCGACAGCGAACUCUGUCUAUGCCAUCGGUCUGGCAAACUAUGAGACAGACGAUAGCUCGAAGGCCAUUCCAGCCGCUCUGCUGUUCUUCAACAUGAACAAGGGAUGCUAUCAUAUGACAGACGAAGCAGUCUCUCGGUACUUGAACGACGCGUCAUCAAAAAAGGGCGCUGGGGCGAUCGACUUUUUCAAUUUUAUGGAUGCUACGUCUCGGGAUCGUGGUUCCAUGUCGGCGGCUUGGCUUCAGGGAGUGGAUCGUCUCAAGAAUAUAAGCCUCAAGCGACGACUGAAGGCUGAGUGGGAAGCAACCACGAAAGCCCGCAAAGGCUUUUGGGAUCGACUCGAUGAGCAAGAGCGAGAUGAGGUGUAUUGCAAAAACUUGGAAGUGUCUGUCGUAGAAGACAAGCUUUAUGUUGCAGAGCAGCAUUCGAGCCGCAUUCAACGAGCAGGGACCUCAGGAACAGUUGUGCAACGUGAAGUCCAUGCAGAUGCCAUAAACCAAGAUCAGGACGUUGCAGCGCGUCUACCCGAAAGCACAUCGUCGGACAACAAAAGACGACAAUCUGAUGUCUUGGCUGAGAACCCUCAAGAGCAGGACCAUCCGCAACAGAGAAAAAAGCGCCAGCAGCGCCACCAACAACAUCCCCAGGACGAUGAGGGCCCGGUGCACCGACCUUUCUUCGACCCAGCCACCGCCAUUCCAUCUCCGCUUGAGAUCGAGGGCGUCGAUAUUGGAAACCCUUUCAGGCGACUACAGGAUGAAGCUGCCGCUGUCGUUAACGAUGUCAAGAAGACAUUGACACUGGAGUUCCUCCCCUUCUUUUUGGCAGCCAACCACAUCUGGGAUGCGACCUACCAAUUGCCAGGCAUGUCGGAUGAUGACCACGAUACUAUUCAGGGUGCGCUCCAUGUCCCCGUCGUUCGUUUGUCGGAGCACCUUGUGUUGUUCAGUCGAUCUUUGGGACAUGAUAUGACUUCCAAGGGGUAUAUCCGGUCACGGGAAACACAGUCUCGAGAACAGGACGCAUUGCUCGUGUUACUUCAGCAAGCGAGCCAAAAGCUUCCCAGGAAGUUCUUGCCAUUUAAACAUCUCAGAAAUGAAGACACACACGCGCAUUCCGUCCUUGACAGCUUAUUCACGUUUGUGUUCCCAGCUUACCAUCAGCGAUAUGAGCUUCAUUGGGCCAAUCGAGCAUCGAAUGGGUCGUCCGAACGCAGGAAAGGGGACGCAUAUAAACCUGACGCUACAGUUCUCAGGGAUGGCUUUGAACUGGGCUUUAUGGAGAUGAAGCCACCGAGGGAAGAGCGCCAUCAACGAGCUUACUUGGAGGACAUGUGGGCAUUGUCUGGAUUCGCCAAGGACGCCAUUGACCUGCAUUUGAGACACUCCCGGAUCCUCACUGCUGCUCCUUGUGUGCAUGUGUUUGGCUUUCAAAUGACAUUGUACCAACUCACAUUCCAGAACGGGAUAUAUGUGUGGCAGAGUGUGCACGCCUCCUACCUGCCAAGGGACCAAUACGACAGCGGCAACAUGAUGGACUGUGUUGAGUUGCUCAAGACAUUCAAGGCCAUCAUGGACGAGUCUGGAACGGAGCGAAAACGACGAGGAGCUUCCGGCUCCAUUUCGCCCGCGGCCCACGAACAUCACCCCCUCCAAAAGGCCGUUCUUCGGUCAUGCAAAACGUCCAUCUAG